Messenger RNA from Diplodia corticola, 2421 nucleotides. Its product is annotated as beta-glucosidase g. The record is from RefSeq and is a predicted model, not a curated record. Lineage: Eukaryota; Fungi; Ascomycota; Dothideomycetes; Botryosphaeriales; Botryosphaeriaceae. The transcript is spliced from 4 exons. The coding region runs from base 1 to 2421 and encodes 806 amino acids. Gene Ontology annotation, molecular function: beta-glucosidase activity. Gene Ontology annotation, biological process: glucan catabolic process.
AUGGCCUCCGCGAUUAACUUUCUGGCUCUGCUCGGCGUUGCCGCUUCUCUGGUGUCUCCGGCAUCUGCCUGGGAUCACUCUUUGUAUACCACCAGCCAGGCCGUCUUGCCUUCACCAAAUGCGACUGGUGUAGGCUGGGAAGACGCAUUCGACAAGGCGAAGGACUUCCUUGCCGAGCUGACUCUGGAAGAGAAGGUCUCCUUGGUCACUGGUACUACUGGCCCAUGUGCUGGUAUGAUCGCGCCGGUUGCACGGCUCAACUUUACCGGCUUGUGUCUCCAGGAUGGUCCUUUGGCCAUCAGGCAGGCAGUUUACGCCAACGUUUACCCUGCUGGUGUGAAUGUAGCAUCAACAUGGGAUCGGGAAACCUUCUACAAGCGUAGCAACUACAUGGGCAAAGAAUUCAAGGCCAAGGGCUCCCAAAUUGCCCUGACGCCGGUUGUAGGCCCUUUGGGUAGAGAUCCCUAUGGCGGCCGCAACUGGGAGGGAUUCUCGCCUGACGCAUAUUUGAGUGGAAUCGGCGUUGCAGAGAGCGUUGUUGGUAUCCAAGAUGCCGGUGUGCAGGCCACUACGAAGCAUUUUAUCGGCAAUGAGCAAGACACCCAGCGCAACCCGAGCACAGCUGCUGAUGGCACAACGAUCGAGUCUCUCUCGUCCAACAUUGAUGACAAGACCAUGCACGAGAGCUACCUUUGGCCCUUCGCCGAUGCAGUACAUGCUGGAACCGCUUCCAUCAUGUGCAGCUAUAACCGCCUAAACGGCUCCUACGGCUGCCAGAACUCCAAGGCCCUGAACGGACUUCUGAAGACAGAGCUCAACUUCCAGGGCUUUGUCAUGUCUGACUGGGGCGCGGUUCACUCUGGCGUUGCCACCAUUGAGUCCGGCCUGGACAUGAACAUGCCUGGUGGUAUCGCCUUCACUACCCCGACUCCAUCGUAUUGGGGCGAGAACGCGACUCUUGCUGUCAACAACGGCACCAUCCCGGAAAGCAGAAUAGACGACAUGAUUCUCAGAGUCCUCACUCCUUACUUUCACCUUGGUCAGGACCAGGAUUUCCCCAAAGUCGAUGCUUAUUCGGCCACCCUCAACGGCAAAGCUGCAUCCACUUGGCUCUACGACUUCCAGGUCGGCACGGAAGACGAGGUAGUCGACCUCCGCAGCGACGAGACCGCACAAUUCAUCCGCGAGUCUGCUGCCAAUGGCACAGUCUUGCUCAAGAACACCAACGGCGCUCUUCCCCUGAACGCUCCCAAGAACAUUGCUGUGUUCGGUAACGCGGCUGGCGAGUACGCUGAGGGCCUUUACUCCCUCGUCGGCGGCAGCCCCUUCAAGCCAAAUGAUGCGGAGUACGGCGUCCUCGCUUCUGGCGGCGGUAGCGGAACUGGCCGCUUCCCUUACCUGGUCACCCCUCUCGAGGCCAUCAAGGCCAAGGCCAAGGAAGACGGCUCUUUCCUGCAGUACGUUCUCGAGAACGAGGCCAUCACCAACUACGGUAUCAGCACCAUCUUCCCCACCCCCGACGUCUGCAUCGUCUUCAUCAAGUCCUGGGCAACCGAGGGCUACGACCGGGAGAGCCUCUACCCAGCCUAUAACGGCACGGGCGUCGUCAACACUGUCGCCGCCAGCUGUAACAACACAAUCGUGGUCCACUACGGUACGGGACCCACGCUCUUCCCCUUCGCGUCCAACCCCAACGUCACGGCCAUCGUCGAGGCGCACUUCCCCGGCCAAGAGGCGGGCAACUCGCUCGUCGACGUGCUCUACGGCGCCGUCAACCCGUCGGGCCACCUGCCCUACACGAUCCCCGUCUCCGACGCCGUCUUCCCCAAGACGCUCGUCAACUCCACGGCGCUCGUCGAGACCACCGACCCGGACGCGUGGCAGGCCGACUUCACCGAGGGCAACAUGAUCGACUACAAGUACUACAUCGCCUCCAACACCACCGCCAACAUCCUCUACCCCUUCGGCCACGGCCUCUCCUACACCACCUUUUCCGUCUCCGACCUCGCCGUCUCCUCCUCCAACUCCUCCUCCUCCUCCUCCCCCAUCGCCGGCACCACCCCCUCCGCCACCGCCGCCACCAUCCCCGGCGGCAACGCCGACCUCUGGGCCACCGUCUCCGUCGCCACCGUCACCGUCGCCAACACGGGCGCCGUCGCCGGCGCCGCCGUGCCCCAGCUCUACGCCAACCUGCUCGGCGCGGGCGCGCCCGCGGGCACCCCCCAGUGGCAGCUGCGCGGCUUCGACCGCGUGUGGCUCGAGCCCGGCGAGAGCCGCGCCGUCGCCUUCGAGCUGCGCCGCCGCGACGUCAGCUACUGGGACGUCGGGGCGCAGCAGUGGCGCGUGCCCGCGGGCGCGAUCGAGGUGCAGGUCGGGUUCGAUGUUUUGAGUAGGACGUUGAGUGCGACGUUGCCGUUGUGA